Molecule: messenger RNA, 1661 nt
Organism: Vanrija pseudolonga
Lineage: Eukaryota; Fungi; Basidiomycota; Tremellomycetes; Trichosporonales; Trichosporonaceae
Gene: Anxa11
Product: Annexin A11
Exons: 3
Coding region: 52-1494 (480 amino acids)
Cellular component (GO): cytoplasm
Molecular function (GO): calcium ion binding; calcium-dependent phospholipid binding
Source: RefSeq, a predicted model, not a curated record
CAUCCCUCUCUUACUUGUUCAUCAUCUCUCUUGCUCACAUCCACACACCACAUGUCCUGGAAUAACAACAACUACGGCCAGCAACAGCAAGGCGGCUGGGGUCAGCAGCCCCCUCAGCAGCAGAACUGGGGAGGCGGCCCUCCUCAGCAACAGCAGCAGUGGGGUGGCCAGCCUCAGCAACAACAAUGGGGUCAGCAGCAGCCCCCGCAGGGCCAGUACGGCGCCCCCCAGCAGCAACAGCAGUGGGGCCAGCAGCCUCCUCCUCAGCAGCAACAGAACUGGGGCGGACAGCAGCAGAACAACCAGUGGGGAGGCCAGCAGCAGCAACCUCCUCAGCAGCAGUGGGGCCAGCAGCCCCCUCAGCAGGGCUACGGCGCUCCUCCCCAGCAGGGCGGCUACGGCAACGCGCCCAGCUAUGGCCAGGCGCCCCCGAACCAGCAGUACGGGCAGAACUAUGGCGCGCCCCAGCCCGCGUUCAACCAGAGCGCUGGCGGCCCGCGCUUCCUCGGCGUGCAGAUCCCCGCCCCUCCGCCCGCGCCGCCCAUUGCCAACCUGCCAAACUACAACCCCCAGUUUGAUGCCGACCGUAUCCGCAAGGCGACCAAGGGCAUGGGCACCGACGAGCGUACCCUUAUCGACACCCUCGUGCCGCUCGACGCGUUCCAGAUCGAUGUCCUCUCGCGCACGUACGAGCAGACGGUCGGCCGGUCACUUCAGAAGACUCUGGAAAAGGAACUUUCCGGCUGGUUCGAAUACGUCCUUGUUCUUCUGUCGCGCGGCCCUCUUGGCGGUGACAUCCACCUGCUCAACAGAGCUUGUGCCGGUGCCGGAACCCACGAGGACCUCCUGACCGAGAUUCUUAUCGGCCGCACCAACGAGGAAAUCUUCCUCCUCAAGGAGGGCUACAGGCGCGUCUACAACAAGGACCUCGUCAACGUCGUCAAGGGCGAGCUCAGCAUGAAGACGGAGCGCAUGUUCGUCAUGGCUCUGACAGGCACGCGUGACGAGUCGCCCCAGGUCAACCCACAGCAGGUGCAGCAGGACGUCGAGACCCUCUACCGCGCUGGCCCGGGCAAGGCCGGUACCGACGAGAUUGCCAUCUGCGGUAUCCUCCUGCAGCGCUCGGACGCGCACCUCCAGGCCAUUGCCGCGGCGUUCCCUGCCCGCCACCGCAAGUCGCUCUCCGACAUGAUUGACAGCGAGUUCUCUGGCCACAUGAAGCAGGCCCUCCUUCACGUUGCCCGGGGUGCCGAGCACGACGGCCAGGGAGUGUUCCGUGACGCCACCCUCCUCGAGGCUGCCAUGGCUGGCAUGGGUACCAAGGACGAGAGACUCUCGUACCGCAUCGUGCGCUACCACUGGAACCGCCCGCGCUUCGGCGCCAUCAAGAACCAGUACCAGCAGCGGUACCGCAAGAGCCUGCGUGCGCGAGUCGAGGGCGAGACGUCAGGCAAGUACGAAAAGGCGCUCGUUGGCAUCAUCGAGCAGAACUAGGCAGGCAGGAAGGGAUCGGUGUCUCAGUUUAAUCGAUUAGUAUCCUCUCGCUUUUGUCUGCUCCUCCUUCUGGGUUCUGUCAUGAUCAUGCGCGCGCGUGUCUGCAAAAACACGAGACAGACACGCCGCGCCAGCGGGUAUAGCCGUUGGAGAAGUGGAUGCAUGGC